Messenger RNA from Andrographis paniculata, 3716 nucleotides. RefSeq names its product copper-transporting ATPase PAA2, chloroplastic. The coding region runs from base 128 to 2800 and encodes 890 amino acids. Gene Ontology annotation, molecular function: ATP binding; P-type divalent copper transporter activity; copper ion binding. Lineage: Eukaryota; Viridiplantae; Streptophyta; Magnoliopsida; Lamiales; Acanthaceae. Gene Ontology annotation, biological process: monoatomic cation transport; copper ion homeostasis. The record is from RefSeq and is a predicted model, not a curated record. Gene Ontology annotation, cellular component: membrane. The transcript has 17 exons.
AUAUUUCUUUGUCCAAAUUUGACCUUAUCCCACACGCACCACAUGUCGCACGUGCCGCCAAUGUUUAAGAUGAAAUUCACGACUGCCCACCCGUCGCCGGCGGCUUUCUGUCUUUCUCUCUUCAACAAUGUCCACCGCCACCGGUUUCCUCCGCCUCUCUUUCUCACCUCACUGCUCGUCUCUCCGGAGCCGCCAUGACUUUUCUCCUCUGCAGUACAAGCGACGCCGGCCUCUUCCGCGGCAUUUGCACCGCUUCCACACCUCUAUACGCAUCUCGGCCAAAGCUGUCGAGUUUAAAUCAGCUGGAAAUCUCCAGCUGCAAGGGAGGGAAGCUGAGGAGAGCUUUAAUUCCACCGUAUUGCUCGACGUAUCUGGAAUGAUGUGCGGUGCGUGUGUCUCACGCGUCAAGUCGAUUCUCUCCGCCGACGACCGCGUUGACUCCGUCGUCGUUAACAUGUUGACUGAAACCGCCGCGAUCAAGAUUAAGGAAGGACUUGGAGAAGACUUCUCCGGCGUGGCGGAUGAGUUGGCGAGCCGUGUCUCCGCCGGUGGGUUUGAGGCGCGGCGGAGGGCGUCGGGGAUGGGCGUGGAGGCGAAGAUACGGAAAUGGAGAGAGACGGUGGAAAAGAAGGAGGCGCUGCUCGCAAAGAGUCGAAACCGCGUGGCCUUUGCCUGGACAUUGGUUGCGCUCUGCUGUGGCGCUCACGCUUCUCAUAUUCUGCAUUCCGUCGGCAUUCAUACUGGUCAUGGAUCAGUUUUGGAUCUCCUUCAUAAUUCGUAUGUGAAAGGAGGGUUGGCUUUGGGCUCUCUCUUGGGACCUGGACGAGACUUGCUCUUUGAUGGUUUGAGGGCAUUUAGGAAAGGCUCUCCCAAUAUGAAUUCUCUUGUUGGCUUUGGAUCUAUUGCUGCAUUUGCAAUUAGCGCAGUGUCGGUCCUCAACCCGGAACUUCAUUGGAGUGCUUCAUUUUUUGAUGAACCGGUCAUGCUUCUUGGAUUUAUUUUACUUGGUCGUUCACUUGAAGAAAGAGCUAGAGUCAAGGCAUCUAGUGACAUGAAUGAGCUACUGUCACUUAUAUCCACUAGAUCAAGACUUGUGAUUGCUCCCUCUGGAGUUGAUGUCUUGGAAGAUAAUGUUAUUUGCCCUGAUGCAAUGUGCAUCGAAGUUCCCACUGAUGAGAUUCGAGUUGGUGAUGCAAUCAUGGUAUUGCCUGGAGAAACAAUUCCCGUAGAUGGGAAAGUUCUUGCGGGUCGAAGUGUUGUGGAUGAGUCGAUGCUUACUGGUGAAUCUCUUCCUGUGUUCAAGGAAAAGGACCUUUCUGUUUCAGCAGGCACAAUUAAUUGGGAUGGUCCUUUAAGGAUAGAGGCUUCUUCUACUGGUUCAAAUUCGACAAUAUCCAAGAUUGUUAGCAUGGUUGAGGAUGCUCAAGGGCGUGAAGCACCUAUUCAGAGACUUGCUGAUUCAAUUGCUAGUCCAUUUGUAUUCAGUGUCAUGACAUUAUCAGCUGCGACAUUUGCCUUUUGGUACUAUAUUGGAACUCAUAUCUUUCCAGAUGUGCUAUUUAAUGAUAUUGCUGGACCGGAUGGAAAUCCACUGUUGUUGAGUAUGAAACUUGCUGUGGAUGUUUUGGUUGUGUCCUGUCCGUGCGCUUUAGGUCUUGCAACACCAACUGCAAUACUAGUUGGCACCUCCCUAGGAGCUAAACAAGGACUUCUUAUAAGAGGUGGAGAUGUAUUGGAACGCUUGGCUGAGAUAGAUUACGUAACUUUGGAUAAAACAGGAACACUCACUGAAGGAAGACCUGCUGUAUCAGCUGUUGUGGCAUUUGGUCAUGGGGAAUCUGAAAUACUUCAGAUUGCUGCUGCAGUGGAAAAAACGGCAUCGCAUCCACUUGCAAAGGCUAUUGUAGCUAAAGCUGAGUCAUUGAAUUUGAAUAUUCCUAGUACAAGAGGACAAUUAGCUGAACCAGGUUCUGGGACAUUAGCUGAAGUAGAUGGGCUUUUAGUGGCUGUUGGUAAAUUAAGUUGGGUUCGUGAUCGGUUUCAGCAGAGAACCAGUGUUUCUGAUCUAAAGAGGCUUGAAGAGUCUGUCAUACAUCUAUCAUCAGUAAAUUAUUCAUCAUCCAACCAUUCCAGAACAAUUGUUUACGUUGGUAGGGAAGGAGAAGGCAUUAUUGGUGCUAUUGCAAUAUCGGACAACUUGCGACAUGAUGCACAAUCUACCAUUUCGAGGCUUCAGCAGAAGGCAAUUCGAACGGUCGUGUUAUCAGGGGACAGGGAAGAGGCAGUUGCAGCUGUUGGAAAACUAGUAGGCAUAGAAAAUGAAUUUGUCUAUGGCUCAUUAACUCCACAGCAGAAAUCUGGUGUUAUUUCAAGCCUUCAAGCAUCCGGCCAUCAUGUCGCUAUGGUUGGAGAUGGUAUCAACGAUGCACCCUCACUUGCACUCGCCGAUGUUGGGAUUGCCUUGCAAAUUGAUGGUCAAGAAAAUGCUGCAUCAAAUGCAGCAUCAAUUAUACUGCUGGGAAAUAGACUGUCACAGGUUGUGGAAGCAAUUGACCUUGCAAGAGCAACAAUGGCAAAAGUUCGCCAGAAUUUGACCUGGGCAGUUGCCUAUAACGUCGUCGCAAUUCCUAUGGCAGCUGGAAUACUACUUCCCCAUUUUGACUUUGCUAUGACACCUUCACUUUCAGGGGGAAUGAUGGCCUUGAGUUCAAUCUUUGUUGUCACAAAUUCACUGCUUUUGCAGCUCCAUGGCCAUCAAAGGAAGAAGGCAAAGAUUGAAGCCAUGAAUCAUCCUCAAUAAUGUCGGAAAUGAAGACAUUAAUCAAAACUGGUAAGCCACUCCUGACUCCUUUGUAAUUCCCCUUUACAGUUCCUCCUUGUGUUAAAAUCUUGCUUGAUGUAAUGUGGUAUUAAAUAAAAACUUAAUUAUAUAAUAUAAUAUAAUAUAAUAUAAUAUAAUAUUUUUAAAAAUAAAAAUAAAAAUAAAAAUUAUUUUUACAAUAAUAUCCAUAGUACGUAGAUAUGAUUGAAAACAUGAAUAAAUGCAUAACAGACCCCAAUCUGUGGCAAUCUACUCAGAGGCGUCUAGUGUGUUUUCGGGUUGUUUUUUGUGGCUUGUUUUUCGUAUAGGAUUGAGCUCUAGGUAAAUAAUAAUAAUAAUAAUAAUAAUAAUAAAUACAAUACAAUAAUAUAAUAUAAAAAUAAUUAAUUUAUAUAUUAUUAAUUUUUAAUUUAUAUAUUAUAUUUGAAUUAAAAUUAAAAAUUGAGACACCAAAUUUAACUAGAAAUAUAUAAUUUUUUUAAUUACACUAAAAUUAUUAAAUAUAAUUUGUAAAAUUUUAAAAUACAAAUAAUUUUAGUAUAAUAUAAAAAAUAAAAAAUAGGUGUUUCAUUCGAAUAUUUUUGGGGGAAAAGAAUUGGUGAACAGUGAAUUUAAUCAAAUCUCCAAACAAAACACACCCUAGGUAAUAAUCCGUACAAUUUGGUUCAAUUUUCAGUGCAUUAAGUUUGUUUCGGGACAUUAUGAUUUGUUUAAUAUAGCAUCCUUUUUGUCUACAAUAUACCUAGUCAUCCAAUUUUGUGUCAAUUUGACCUGUCAUAAGUUUUAAAAAAAAUAAAUAGUUAAAAAUAAAAAAUUUAUUUUUUUAUAAAAGUGAUAUUUUUUUACUAUAAAAAAUAAAAAUAAAUUUGAAUGACAAAAAAUAAAAAAUAAUAAA